UUCGAUCUGAGCGCGCGCUGACAGCCCCCGGUGACCGGCGCAUCCAUCAGACCCGGCGAGGGAAAGAGGUAUCACUUCGCCGGUUCCAUCGAUCUGCCGGAACUGGCCAGGCACCGUUUUGCGUGUGCGCGUGUGCGCGCGCGCGUGAGCGAGCAGGGCGAAAGCGGCCCUGAGGUAUUUCUGCCACCGAGGAGCAGCCACCCGCACGCAUAACGGAGAGCCAGUGAUACGCUCGGGAAAUAAAAUCAUCUAAGACAUCCGAGGGAACCUACCUGUCUGGACUAUUUCAUCGUUUAGGAGUUCCUCUUUUGCUUAAAUCACAGCGCAGUUUUUCAACAACUCAACAAGUUCAGGCUGCUUAGAGGGGACUGUUGCAGUGUUUCAUAUUAUUCCAGAUUGUUCAGCACCAAGUGUUCAGCAACUAAACGGUGGCAAGUGGAACCACAGCCCAGUGCUGGAUUCCAGAGGGAAAGCUAGAGUGAGUAGACCCUUAAGGUGAAGGAGGGUGCAUGGAUCGCUCAAGGACAAAGACUUCUGCCUGCCUCUGGUUGGGCGUGGUCUCCGUGGCAACAACAUUUCUCUGUGCAGAGGCGCGAGUCACACCAAGCCCACCCCUCCCUGACAACACCACAUGCGUUGGGGAGGCAGGUCGGUGCCAACCUGGCAUCAUCUUACCUAUCUGGUACCCCGAGGACCCCUCCCUGGGUGACAAGAUCGCCAGGGUCAUUGUGUAUUUUGUGGCAAUGAUCUACAUGUUCCUGGGUGUGUCGAUUAUUGCGGAUCGCUUCAUGGCUGCCAUUGAGGUCAUCACCUCCCAGGAAAAGGAAAUCAUUAUUAAACGGCCAAACGGCGAGACGACAACCACAACGAUCCGCGUGUGGAACGAAACCGUGUCCAACCUCACGCUCAUGGCAUUGGGCUCCUCUGCACCUGAAAUACUCCUCUCCCUCAUCGAGGUAUGCGGACACGAGUUCCAUGCCGGUGAGCUCGGCCCAUCCACCAUUGUAGGCAGUGCUGCCUUCAACAUGUUUGUGAUUAUCGGCCUGUGUGUGUCGGUGAUCCCGGAAGGGGAGGUACGAAAGGUGAAGCACCUCCGGGUGUUUUUUGUGACAGCGGCAUGGAGCGUGUUUGCCUACAUUUGGCUCUACAUGAUCCUGGCUGUGUUCUCACCCAAUGUCGUGCAGGUGUGGGAAGGGCUUCUCACGUUGGCUUUCUUCCCCAUCUGCGUUGUUCUGGCCUGGGUGGCCGACCGUCGGUUGCUUUUCUAUAAGUUCAUGCACAAGAAAUAUCGCACGGACAAGCACCGUGGCGUCAUCAUCGAGACUGAGGGUGACUGCUCUAAAGGCAUAGAAAUGGACGGAAAGAUGAUGAAUUCUCAUUUUGUAGAUGGUGGAGCUGCAAGCAACUUGAUGGGCCUGAUUGAAGGCAAGGAGGUGGACGAGUCUCGCAGAGAUAUGAUCCGGAUCCUGAAAGACCUAAAGCAGAAACACCCAGAGAAGGAGCUGGACCAGCUGGUGGAGAUGGCCAACUACUAUGCACUGUCGCACCAACAGAAAAGCAGAGCGUUUUACCGUAUCCAGGCCACAAGGAUGAUGACCGGAGCUGGGAACAUCCUUAAAAAGCAUGUGGCGGAACAGGCCAAACGUAGCGGUAGCGUUCAAGAAGUUCAUGUAGAAGAACGAGAGGAAUUUGUGUCCCGGAUUGUGUUUGAACCCGCUGUUUAUCAGUGUCUGGAGAACUGUGGGGCCGUUCUGUUGACGCUGGAGCGUAAGGGUGGCGACAUCGGCAAGACAAUUUAUGUGGAUUAUAAAACGGAGGACGGAUCAGCGAACGCCGGUGCAGACUAUGAGUUUACGGAGGGCACUGUGGUGUUCAAACCUGGUGAGGUUGUCAAGGAGAUCACUGUUGGCAUCAUCGAUGACGACAUUUUUGAGGAGGAUGAGCAUUUCUUUGUGCGACUCAGUAACGUGCGUGUUCUUGAGACAGAGGAUGAGGUGCUUUCGCCCAGUAGCUUGCCGUACCCAAAAGCCUUGAUAGGAUUCCCUGCUGUUGCCACGGUUACCAUCCUCGAUGAUGACCACGCAGGCAUCUUCACUUUUGAAAGUGAGUCGAUACACGUGAGUGAGAGUGUGGGGAUCAUGGAGGUGAAAGUGCUGCGGACGUCAGGAGCACGAGGGACCGUCAUCAUCCCGUUCCGCACAGUGGAGGGACUCGCUAAGGGCGGAGGAGAAGACUUUGAGGAUGCAUAUGGAGAACUGGAGUUCAAAAACGACGAGACAUGUAAAAUUAUACAAGUUAAGAUAAUUGACGAUGAGGAGUAUGAAAAAAACAAAAACUUCUACCUGGAGCUGGCGGAACCACGCAUGGUGGAUAUGAGUCUUCAGAAAGCUCUGUUGUUAGCUGAUGAUAUUCCAGACAGGAAGUUGUCAUCAGAGGAAGAGGAAGCAAGAAGAAUAGCAGGGAUGGGGAAGCCUGUAUUAGGCGAGCAUGCAAAAAUAGAGAUCAUCAUCGAGGAGUCGUAUGAGUUUAAGAGUACAGUAGAUAAGUUGAUUAAGAAGACUAACUUGGCUCUGGUUGUGGGCACAAAUUCCUGGAGAGAACAAUUUAUGGAGGCCAUAACUGUCAGUGCAGGAGAUGAGGAUGAAGAUGAGGGUGGAGAAGAACGUCUGCCAUCUUGUGUUGAUUAUGUCAUGCACUUCCUAACUGUGUUCUGGAAGGUUCUGUUCGCCUGUGUCCCGCCCACGGACUAUUGGAAUGGGUGGGCAUGUUUUGUUGUUUCCAUAGUAAUAAUCGGUCUAUUGACGGCUGUGAUUGGCGACCUGGCCAGUCACUUUGGUUGCACCAUCGGCCUGAAGGACUCUGUCACUGCUGUGGUGUUUGUAGCCCUUGGAACAUCUAUCCCUGAUACCUUUGCCAGUAAAGUCGCAGCGGUGCAGGACACUUAUGCAGAUGCGUCUAUUGGUAAUGUGACAGGUAGCAACGCUGUGAACGUUUUCUUGGGAAUUGGAGUGGCAUGGACGGUGGCCGCCAUCUAUUGGCACAUGCAGGGUCGUGCGUUUGAGGUGCAAGCGGGGUCCCUGGCGUUUUCUGUCACUCUCUUCACCAUCUUUGCCUUCCUGGCUGUGAGUGUCCUGCUGUAUCGACGCAGGCCUCAUAUCGGUGGAGAGCUGGGUGGCCCGUUUAGUCACCGUAUCUUCACCUCACUCUUUUUCUUCAGUCUCUGGUUUCUCUACAUCCUUUUCUCCAGUCUGGAGGCUUACUGUCAUAUACAGGGCUUCUGAAGAGAAGAGACAGAGACUGGGUCGGGUGGGGUGAGGGGCUAGAGACGGGGAGAGAAAGAUGGAUGCAAGCAAACCUCUAGUCAAAAACGACUGCGUAAGAGCCAAGGACAAAUCACACAGACUGUUUUGAAAAGUUUUAAACAGGCAAGGAUUUGAGUCUCUUCAGUCUGAGAAUGAACGGAUGAAGAGUGUGAAUUAUUUGACCUAUCUCUCUUAAAGGAGGGACAGUCUUAACCUGGAGUCUGAGCUUUCACAGUCUAUAUUUUUCUCAACACCUGCUGUGAACGACUUUUUUCUAAUGAAGUAUUUUGGGAAAAAAAGACAUUAAAAAACAACAAAAAGAAUAAAAAGGAUUCAAAGGACUAUUUUCAGAUCUGCUUCCAGGAUAAUAAGUAAUAUUUCAACAGAAAAAUGAAAUAUAUAACUACAUGAAAUCAGUUAUUGAGUGACAUUUGAAAGACCCAUAAAGUUUAUUUAUUUUCUCGUUAUUUAGUUUGGGAAGAUGAUGAGCUUACAGCUUUUAGCGUGAGGCCAAAGUCCCGACUAGGGAGGGUGGCUCGAAAACACAGAAUGUGGAGAAGAGAGAUGAACAUGAACUAUGGCUGAACACUGCAUUUUCUCCCUUAUAUUUAUGGAUAAAAUCUGCUUCCAUCUUUUUUUCUUUUUUGUGUGUAUUUCCUGUCAAGUGUUGUUAUUUAGAGCAUCACUUGGGCUUCAGAGGGUUUCUGCAGAACAGAAAAAAAAAACAGUAUAUAGAGAGGGAAAAUGAGGCCUUUUUGCAUUUGAAAGCUCUACACUUUCAUCAAAACAAAUCACUAGUGUAUUUUCUGAUAACACCGUGGAGAGCACACUGCAUCCGCUAUUACAGUAGUUGUUGUUUUAAAUCGGUUUGUAUUUAAGUCUUUCAGUGUCAUUGAAAAACACCCCAAAGAGUUCCACAUAAGGCCCUUUCCCACUGCAGGAACUAAAGCCUAUUUAAGGUACUUUUUGAGGAACUACUUAGUUUUUCGUCAUUUUUGCAUAUGAGGAAAUAAAGUUCCUCUUAGCCAUUUAGAGGGACUUUUUUAGCUCCUACUCCGGGGUAGGCACUUUUUGGGAGAAGAGGAACUGUGGGAGAUGCUGCAGCCUGUGAUUGGUCAAAAACGUUCGAGUAAAAAAAUUUGAGCAAAUUUUCGAAUUCCCAUAGCAGAAAUAACAUAAAAACAAAGUAUCCAAAGAAUAUUGCCUUUUUUACAUUGUGUGUGUGUGCGAGGGGUGAGCUGUUGCAGGAAAGUGCCUGUUACUGUGUGUUUUACUUGCAUCAAGAUGUCUUUUUUUCAGUCCAUGAGUGAGUAGUUCAGUACACUAUUUUAUGUUGAGUCAUAAAAGCCUUUAUUUUAAAGGAUUGUGUUGAUAAAUAGGUUUAUAGUGCACCAACAUGUUUUCUGCUGAGUUCGUAGUUAAAAUAAGCUCCUCAUCUCUCAUCUCACUGCGGCUUUAGGGACUCAGCUAAGGUUGCCAACCGCUCCGUAUUGAAUCCAUAUGGACCGUCACUUGUCCCGUAUUUAAGUGUCUCACACCCAAACUGCUGAGAUCAUUUCACAAAAUGAGAGAAUUGGACCUUAAACCCAAACACCUGUUGCAUGAGUUGUGUGACAUAUCGGCUGUCGCUUUAUAUGGACAACUUGACAGAAGCGGCGGGGGGAAGAUCAAGUAAGAUUAAUGACAAUCAGUGCAUGUCGUGUUUUCCAUCAAAAGUGGGAGAAUUUAGUCUAAAAUAUAGCAUUCAAAACAUGAUAAUUGUUUUCCACCAUUGUUAUUCCAAAACACCAGUAAACACAUAUUCAUAUGUCAGUGCUCGUUCUGGAAGAGACUCAGCCAAAAGACUUUGAGAAAAACUGCAGCACUUUUAAUACAAAAGUACAAUACAGUGCAUGUUUAAUAACUUUUUACUAUAACUUUAACUAUGUACUAUUUUUUAGCACAUCAUAUACUGAUGACCCCAAUUAUAAACAGAAAGCAUGUUUCGUUGAGCUUUAGAAAAGGAAAAGGCUUGCAUAAUUAGUAGGAAGAAAAUGCUUAACAGACAAAUAUUGUCUCCAUUGAUUGCAGCUUCAUUCUUUUUGGCAAAAGGUAAUGUUUAUUAAAAGUGAAGAUUGAUAGACAUUUGGUUCUCCCUGAUCGUUGUUUAAAGCAUUUUUAAUUUUAAGUGCUGAGGGCCAUUCACAACUGAAUGCAUUUGUUGCGUGUAAACAUGCUCUAUGGUCCUCUUUGACCGCUGCGAUGCAUCUUGCUGUUGGAAACCCUAGACGCAGCACCGCACAGCUCAGGAGCCCAUUAAAACCUGCAGACGCAGUUUGUGUUAAACAGCCCUAACAAAAGCAUUUCUCGGAUCCUGCAGUCCUCCAUUGUUGUUGUUUUUAUUGUUGCUAUUGUAUCACGUGUGCAAACAACGUCAGAGGAAAAACGGUUGACACUACAUUACGUGAUCACAGGUGCGAAUGCAAGAGGAAAAAGUCUAUUGUGAAAUGUAGUUCCUCUAAAAAGUUGUCCUUCCAGAAAGUCCCUUUUUGUGAAAACCAGAAUUUUAGGUGGGAAAGGGGCUAUAGAACCACCUCACCCCAGAGUGUCCUCCUAUAUAGAAUUACAUGACCAGGAGUUCGUUAAGUGUGCAUCUAAACAGUGUCUGAACUGUCAGUGAUGUAGGUGGUGGGUUUGUAAUGAUUACAUGCCUUCAGUCCAGAAGCGAGCAUGGAACAUUACAAGCUGACAAACAGCUCUAGACUGUUCUGUAGUUUUGUUUUAACCUGCAAAAAAGAGUUUUUGAGUUUUAAAGGAAUAGCAGAGAGAUAUUCUGCCCUACAAAGGCAAAAUGUAGUAACUACACAGUUUAAAUCCUGUAUAAUUUAUGGGGGAAAACUGGCAGCUGUGGUUGCCAGAAAUUCACCAUUAAAAAUAUAGUAACCAUGUUUAAGGCAUUACAGGAUGUCAUUUUAGUGCCUGCAUAUUUUACAUUUCACUAUAUGCAUGUGUCAUAAAUAAGAAGAAACAAAUUAUUGGUUUAUUGUAAAAAUACAUAGAUUGUCUAAAUUUUCCGCAGUUAACUGUAAGGUAAAUCAUACUUUUUAAUUCUAAAAGACAUAUUUUUUACACUAUUUUACCACAAAAUUGUAUGUAUUACCUUGUUAAAUGUAAUGCAAUUUUUCACCAUACAUGGUAAGAUUAACCAAUUAUCAGUUAACCAAUUUCAAAACCGAGAAAACCAUAAAAUAAAGAAAUGUGUAUUUUUUUUAGUUACUGCUAUUUUUAACACACCAAACCUGUCUGUCACAGGACAGAUAAUAGUCUUAAGAGACCAGAUUCCUGACAAAAUGUUAUAAAAUGUGUUUGUUACUGAAUUUUGCCUUUGCACAGCAGUAUUGUAAAGGAGCAGUGUUUUUGGGGCAGAUCGGCAACACGUCAGCUUACAGUGGAUCAGUUUAAAGAAUGAUUAUUAAUUCAUCUGACUGACUAAAGAGUUUUUUGUGCCUAUUAUUGCUGUAGUGAGAUAAAAAGGAGGUUUUGGAAGAGGUUUCUGCAUUAUCUGAGGGGAAGUGAUGUCAAUAAAGAAUUGUUUAGGAGGGCCAAUAAAACGCAGAGGCCAGAACCAAAGAACAGAACCUUUAGGUGGCACCCGGAAGCUGCAGUGGUUCUCUGAGCCACUGGGGGGGCCACAGCCCUGUUCCACAAUUAUAUGUUUUUACAACUCAUGCAAUCUGUAUGUGCGAGUGUGUGUGUCUGUGUGUUGCAUAUUUAUAUCUUGCCUCAUCACAAACAGAGGCCAAAUCAGUUGUGUCCUGGCUAUCAGUAUCAGGAUUACAGCACCUGCAGCUAAAAUUGACUCUUUUUAAAUAUAUAUAUAUAUAUAUAUAUGUUUACAUACAUGUAAAUCUAUGUGUGUAAGAGAGAAUGAGAGAGUGAGAUCCAAAUCGCAGAUGUACAUGCCGACAUUACUUUGGCCUUCUAUGUGCUUCCAGUGACUUUGUUCAUAAUCUUUGUGCUUUAUUUAAACUGUUUAAAAGAAAAACAUUUUAGAACCAUUUGCUGAAAUCACAGAAAAACAUGCACACACACACACUCUUUAUGACUCAUACAGGCACAUGUUCAUGAGGUUUAGUGUUUUAAACUUUUUUUGUACAGAAGGCACUGUCAGAUCCAAACACAAUGUGAGAACUUUCACCUCUCUAUCUCUCUGUACAGAGGCAGGAGUGUGUAUUAGCUACACAACACACUUUAUUCAUCACACACUCAGUUCUAAACCUAGUGAGCUGCCUGCAUAGACAGCAUUUUAAGGCAAUAGGUGCACUCCUAAUGCGAAAGUUGUUAAGGUAAAUGGCCUUCUUAUAUAACUUGUUUUGGCCAAAUUCUAAGACUACAUAUUAAAUGGUGCAUGGAGAAUUUUAUAAUUCAAUUAAAUCUUUCGCAAUCCCAAAUGUAUUGCAACAAGCAAUCCAAGAUGGCAGAAAUGAGAGAAAUGUUGAUUAUAAAUAUAAUGAAUCCAGUACAAAAAAAUUGUUUCAUUUAAAAUGUAGUUUAUUUAACGUGUGGUUCAUUUAACAUAUAAUAGAUUUAUCUUUACUCAAUAUUUGUGUGAACAUUAUUUUUAUGCUUAGUGGAAGUCAAUUGUGAGUCUCCAGUUGCCUUUGUCCUGAGGAGCACUACAGAGUUGUUGCCUAUGUAGAGCGUUUGACUUGUGAGAUUUCAUUUUAGUUAGGAUGCUUAUUUAGAAGUAGAGUUUCCAAAUGUCCUGUAUUAGCCACGACAUCCCGUAUAUUGGUCGAAAUGACAACGUCCCGUAUGGCAUUAGUUCUCAACCUUUUUGACUCCAAGGCUCCCCAUUGUCUGAGAAAAUAUUUGAAGGCCCCCAAUGUAGGCUAUUAGAUAUUAAUAUUAUAAGAUAUAUCUAUUAUAAGAUAUUUCCUCAGAUACUUCUACUGUAAAGAUGACAAAGCUUGUUUUUCAAAGUUUUUUAAUGUAAGAAAUUUCUAACGUAAAUAGAUUAAAACAAUUACUCAUGAUACAUUUUGUGAUUCCAGAAAUGUCUAGAACUAUAUGUUCUUCAUAAAAAGCAAACAGUUAGGGAGUAAUUUAACAAGUUGAAUUAUAAUAAUUAUAUAAAAAUUAUAAUAAUCUACCUUAUUUUAAAUAAUUUUAAUAGAUCAUGAGGCCCCCCUUGAAGUGUGCUGAGGCCCCCUAGUGGGUCCCGACCACUUGGUUGAGAACCACUGCCUUAUGGGACACCUAUUGUGCCAUAUUUUAGUGGAGAAAGCCUAUUAAGGCAGAUACCUAAGUAGGCAGUAGACAGCAAGGCAGCUUGCUAGGUUUUGGAAUAUAGCCACUCUCACACUCCAUAAGCAGCCAUGCAACCAGUUGUAUGCAGGCAAAAGAAUAUAUUUAUGAAAAGAUUACCAGUAUAUAUUUAAACAGUAUUCAGUGACUUUCAGUGAGCUGUCUAUGGUGCGGUUGAAUGUGCCUAGCGUGGCUAAACUAUAGUAGAUCUUCACCACAUCUGAGUAUGAAUCACCCAGGCUGAAGUCUGUGGUUGGAUCAAAACUACAUUCAGCAUACGGCACUUACAUCUCAACACUGGGCUCAGUCUAAGAGCGUUUUGGAGCCAGUGAUUCGACUUUGCAUUGCUCUUACCGUCUCUGCUUAGGUUAAUUUACAUACACAUACAUAUGCACAAUUUAGUUAACUAUGAUGCCUGGGGAGAGUUGUUAUGAAAAGACGUGGGUGGGCCUCCAUGUUAUGUGAUGUUGACCAUGGUGGACAGCUGUCUGCACACCCCCUCCACACUAGUUUUGAGCUUUUCUACUGCCAACUAUCACUUCCAGAUGUUUAGAUGCAGGUGAACUUGUUUAAAAGAGAUUUCAGAUGAUGUCACUUACUGUAUAAUCUUGAAGUCACACAAGUCUUACAAACGUACCAGGGGGCUGACUCUUACACACAAACACACAAACACACUCCUCUUCAGCCUGAUGAUGAAGCAGAUGGUGAUUAUGUUCAUCUAUUGUUGUUUCACUCAUUCUUUUUUGUUUGUUUGUUUUUUACUCUCACAAAAAAAAAGUCAUGUUUUAUUUUCAGGAAAUUAUGCAUGGAAUUUACCUUUAUUUAAUUAAUUUAUGUCAGCUAAUUUAUUUAUUUUGAUUAUUUUGGUCAACAGAAAAAUAAAUAAAAAAUAUUUGA
Molecule: messenger RNA, 9485 nt
Organism: Myxocyprinus asiaticus (Chinese sucker)
Lineage: Eukaryota; Metazoa; Chordata; Actinopteri; Cypriniformes; Catostomidae
Product: sodium/calcium exchanger 3-like
Exons: 9
Coding region: 510-3281 (923 amino acids)
Biological process (GO): cell communication; calcium ion import across plasma membrane; sodium ion transmembrane transport
Cellular component (GO): axon; sarcolemma; postsynapse
Molecular function (GO): calcium:sodium antiporter activity
Source: RefSeq, a predicted model, not a curated record